Messenger RNA from Labrus bergylta (ballan wrasse), 1227 nucleotides. RefSeq lists its product as uncharacterized. The record is from RefSeq and is a predicted model, not a curated record. Lineage: Eukaryota; Metazoa; Chordata; Actinopteri; Labriformes; Labridae.
AUGCAAGCGAUCAGGUCUCUGUUUGUCACAAAAUGGUCCUCAGAUGUGAAUCUAGAUGGGAAGACUGCUCUAGUAACAGGGGCCAACGUUGGAAUAGGCAAAGAGACGGCUAAAGACCUGGCUGGCAGAGGUGCACGGGUGAUUUUGGCCUGCAGAGACAUGGUGAAGGCAGAACAAGCUGCCCGUGACAUCAUGAGGGAGGUGAAGGGAGCCAAAGUAGUCGCCAAGCAACUGGAUCUGGCUGACACCAAAUCGAUCUGCCAGUUUGCAGAGAACGUCUACAACACUGAGAAGGCUCUUCACUUCCUGAUCAACAACGCAGGCGUGGCUAUUUGUCCUUAUGGCCUCACAGCGGAUGGACAUGAAAUGCAGUUUGGAGUCAAUCACUUAGGUCACUUCUUCCUGACCUUUCUGUUACUGGACCUGCUGAAGCACUCCGCCCCAUCUCGGGUCAUAAACCUUUCGUCAGCGGCUCACAAUAUGGGGAAGAUCGAGUUUGAUGACCUGAAGGGGGAGAAAGACUACCACCCUGUUAGGGCGUAUGCACAGAGCAAGCUGGCAAAUGUCCUGUUCACCAGAGAGCUGGCCAAAAGGACUGAAGCUCUCGGUGUGACUGCCUAUGCUGUGGACCCUGGUAUGGUGAACACUGAGAUAACAAGGCACUUCAGGCGCCCCAUAAUGGAUUUAGUCACAACCUUCAAAUUUCUGAGCAAAACCCCAGCAGAGGGAGCCAGAACCACCAUCUACUGCACCGUCACCCCGGAGAACCUGCUGCCCACUGGAGGAUACUACAGGGACUGUGCGCUUGCAAAGAGCUGCUGGGCAGGUCAGGAUGAUGGCACUGCCUUGAAGCUGUGGGCUGUGAGCUGCCAGAUGCUUGGCAUCCGCUGGAGAUAACUUACAUUAUGCUUUUCUUCAUGCAUUAAAGCAAUACUUAUUUGCAGAUGCACUGACACCCUGGAUUUACAAAUUUUAUGCUAUUGCUAAGUUGAAUGGUGAAUAUGGUGAACUAAUGUGUUUGUGGUGGACAAAUAAAAGUGCACGUAGAUAGAAAUGCAAAUGCUUUGGUGAAUGCUGAAAAUGUAAUUUGUGAACUAAGAUUGAAACAAGAGUCUAAAGAACUCAUUGUGGUAAAGUUUGAUUUCUAAACUUGUAAAAGCUGUGAUGAUAUUGGAGAUGAUGGCGAGCUGCUGAAAAUAAAAAUGUCACUGAUUAAAUCCAAACUGC